Haliotis rufescens (red abalone) is the source of this 3208-nucleotide messenger RNA. RefSeq names its product vesicular, overexpressed in cancer, prosurvival protein 1-like. The transcript has 5 exons. The record is from RefSeq and is a predicted model, not a curated record. The coding region runs from base 641 to 1144 and encodes 167 amino acids. Lineage: Eukaryota; Metazoa; Mollusca; Gastropoda; Lepetellida; Haliotidae. Gene Ontology annotation, cellular component: cytoplasmic vesicle membrane.
CAUUUGAAGCUGAAUCGACAAGCCGCCUAAACUGUAUCUAGAACGUGAUCGGAUUGUGACUACAAAGCCUGCGUUCGUAUUGAUCCAAAUGCGCCGAGCAAGGUGCCCGCUAUUUCUGAGAUCACACAUCCGUAUCCUGUUUUAGGGCACAUGUUACUGAGGCAGCAGCCCCAAACGUGUUUUAAAUCAGUUGUGGCGUCUUCAAUAGGUUCCGGUGCAAAGGAACAUCUCUUGCGUUAUGCGUAAAUCAUUUGAUGAGACUGGGUCAGAUUAAGAACAGGCUUGCAAGAUAUUCGCGGAAAGAACGGGAGAUGGUGAUUUGCCUCGACGGCUAACCUGUAAACACAACGUAAUAUCAUCCACAGACUGCGCGAAGUGUUUUUCCACAUCGGCUCCACACUCGGACCGCAGUUCACAGACAACUGGAGGACGCUCUGUUUGUGUGAAUGUUUAGAUUCCACCCCACUAGGCACACUUAUUCACACUGGAAUACUGGCCCAAGGCCGUGAAUAUAUGCUAUAUCUCGUCCUUUGAAUUAUUCCAGCGAUUUAGCGGUUAGGCCCAGCUAUGUGCAUGAAUAUGUAGAGGUGACUAGCAACACGAGGUGGGCCGCUACUGUAGCUAUGUCAAGGUGACGAGAAUGGGUAGCCACAUAAUUAUUCUCUUCUCAGCUGUUCUUGUCGAAAUAGUUGAGGGGAAACAAUGCUGGCACAGCAACAAAGGGCGGACCCAGGUGUUCUUCUGCGCAGACAACCAGAUAUGUUGUGGUCAGACAUGCUGCAGCCUGGAUCAAGCCUUCUACAAGCUGUGGUACUUCUGGUUGACUGUGCUACUACUGUUGUUGCUUUGCGCUGCCGGCAUCUACUGGAUCAGACGGAACUACAUCUACCACAAGCUCCUGGCACUGUCCGCCUGGAACUCCCAACACCUCGUUUCAUCCUUACAUCCAGGCAAUGUGACCACGCCCCCACAAAAGACCACGCGUCCUGAUGUCCAGAGUGAGGUUAUACAUUUACCGCCGUACACCCCUCAAGUGAAACCUCCUGCAUAUACGGAAUACGACGUAGAAAGACCCCCGUUAUACAGCAGCAGCGAUAUUGUUAAUGGGGAGAAAGCCUGCUUGGUGGAACAGCUAAGCGAAUAACGAAUGUUAUUCAAAAUUACCUUCUUGGUGUUGAAAUCAGAUUUGAGAAUUGCAGAAGAGGUCUACAAGUCAGUUUCGUGACUCUAAAUGGAUCAAUCAUUUGAACAUUUUCAUGGGAGGCAGUGUGUUUGUUGGAAAAGCAUAACAUGCGAUACUAUGAGGCCCGGAUCGAAGACACGUCUUCGUCUGGCACUGGCAUUUGGUGCAGACAUCGUGAAAUCCCACGAGACUGAAAUAUCAAUAUCAGCAUUUAAUCAAUCAGGGGCUGUCUAAUACCUACUGAUCUUCUGAAUGCAAUACGUGUCAUUGUAUGCUAAAGUCUGUACUGGAAGCUUCCAUGGGAUUCGAACUCAAUCAAGUCACUCAAAUCUACUUUUUUAAAUCUACUAUUUGAUUUUACUUUUCCGGAAUGUCUGAUGGUCAUAUUGAAUGUCGUCAUUGUUUGUUAUUUUUUGUACUUCAUAAUAUACAAGAGUUUGAAAUGUUCAUCAGACACGUUUUAACAUGAAACGUAUGCAGUGGGUGUCGCACUAAUGGUAGACAUCGAACGAUCAUUACAAGCGCUGCUUAAUUCUCGAACGAGGCUGAAAUGGUUGUGGUUUUUUUAAUGUCAUUGAUUUUUUUCUACACAAACGUCAACUGGAAUUUAUAACAAUGGUGUCGUGACCGUAAAGGAAAUUCCAGUCGGGUAAUGAGGUCACGUGGUACUUUAUGUCUUCCAGCCUUUGAAUAUUGCUCGAUGGCUUCCCGUAAUUCCGCUCCUGGAAGCUGUUCCAAAACUCACCAUUCCAACCAUCUCACAAGAAUGAGUGGUGAAUUGCGUUAAACGCCGUUUUGAACAGUAGUUCAGUUAUAUCAUGGUAUGUCAUAAUGUGGUAGGACUUUUGAAAGCCCGAAGCGAUGCAAGUCUUUUACGUUUGCCACUUUUGCGAAACCCAGAAGCUCGGGUAUGGCGAAGAAACAACAAGACUCAUUCAUGAUCAGAGCGAAACAGGAAUUGAACUCACGACUUUUGGGUUCUGAUGCACCAGGGAAUCAAAUGCAGGGCCUUAGUGAAGUGGGAAUUACACAUUUUAAUAUAUACUGAAACUGUUUGAAAACGCAUCGUUGAUUUUGAAUCCAAAGUAACACGUGUCUGGAAGCUUACACAGAAUGUAUGAGGAUUCAAACUCAGACAAGAUUAUUGCAAUGGUACCUCAUUACCACAUAUCAAUUUCUUUGUUUUCGGUAAGUGCGCUGACCGUAAUUAUUUCCAAAUUCCACUCUGCGUGUUUUCAUAGUGUCAGUUUUGGUUUAUUUUAAAAUAUCUGAUGACAUGGUUUCUGCUUUUAGUUAGUUUUUUAGCUGGAUUGUUUCUCCGUCUCAUGUUGUCACCCAUGUUGUGUUUUCUAUAUUUGUUGUUUAACGCAUCGAUUAUCUUCCGACACAGUAUCUGAUUAUUCAUAAGGACAAGAGUAAGGGAUUUCUUUCUUUUAUGUAUAUAGUAUAAACCAUAAGGACGAGACAAUGCCAAGAAGCCAGCAUGUCUUUAUUGCUGUGAUUUCCUUGAUACAAAUUGUGCAAUGUAUAAACAAUCUUCAAUUCGAUUACGUGUUUGCAUUGAGAUAAAUGGUCGUAGGGUACUUAAACUUCUUUUUACCUAUACUUCUCAAACGAAGUUAAGGUCCACACUAUUCUUUCAUAUUACCAUAGUUAAUAUAUCAUGGUAUGAACCUUGUCAAAUUAACUAUGGUAAUAUGAAAAUAUCAGGUAGUGCUUAACUUCUCUUGAGUAGUAUAGUUGCGAUACAAGGGGGAUGGGUAUUCUUAUUUAAGUUUACUGUUAUUGUCGUAUACGUAUGUGAAAUGUACAUGCUGUGUAAAAUACAGUGCCUGUAUUGCCAAACCUCGAUUGUCCAGUGUAUAAUAUCAGUUCUAUUGCAGUAAAUUACAUAGUGUGUCACAUCUUCCCGAGGCAAGGGAGUUAACUGACUAUAAAAGUCCAGUUUCCACCCUUGCCGAACUAGACUGGUAUUAUGGAGUUACAUUUUGGCUGGACUAACGAGUCUAUGCAUAGUCCAAUCAA